This is a messenger RNA of Prinia subflava (tawny-flanked prinia), 5993 nucleotides long. RefSeq names its product centromere protein I (gene CENPI). Lineage: Eukaryota; Metazoa; Chordata; Aves; Passeriformes; Cisticolidae. Gene Ontology annotation, biological process: mitotic sister chromatid segregation; CENP-A containing chromatin assembly. The record is from RefSeq and is a predicted model, not a curated record. The transcript is spliced from 21 exons. Gene Ontology annotation, cellular component: inner kinetochore; kinetochore. Bases 2557 to 4800 code for a protein of 747 amino acids.
UGGGCAGAGACCUGGGCGGGCAGUCAGGCUACCCUGGCACUGCUGCAGUGGGGAGAUGGGUGCUGAGCACCAGCCCUGAGCCCCACGGCAGCAGAGCUGGCCUGGCUGUGCUGUUGCUGCCCAGACAGUGGCUGGGCAGGACAUGACCAGUGUCCCUGUGCAGCCCCACACACACAUCUGCAUUUCCCUUUCCAUGGUCAAGAAGUAAAAGGGACCCUGUUACCAAAAAAUGCUGUUUGUUGUGUUGGAGAGAAGGAUUCCUUGGGCUUUGCUGCCUCUGUGCCCAGUCCUUUCUGUGGAAUGGUUAUCCAGAGAAAAUAUGGGAUGCUCUGUUUACAUCUUAUUUGAUUUCCAUGCAGAGGCUCCAAAACCGGGACAAUGGCCUGAUAACAGUAGUUUUUUGCCUGCUUCACACAAGGCAGUGGUGUCUCUUUACCCUUCUUGGCAGAGAGUAAGGGUGCCUGGAGAAGGGAUGGGGAGCAGAACUGCCCAAACAACUCCAAAAUAUCUCUCUGAUGCAAGUAGCAUUGUGCUCCCCAGUUCCCUGCAAGUUCCUUUUCCCCUGCCCCACAGCUACUGUGACUUUAUAGAAUUGUUGUUUAUUUCUGGUAGAUGAGGGUCUGAACAAUUGCAGGUACCUCACUGCUCAUCCCACAUACAGCCUCAGUGAGCUGGGAUAAGUCCUGUUACCAGAGCCUGAAUCCCUGUGUUGUAUCUGAAAUCUUAGAGUGUCAUAAGGAGCAUGUGUUACCUCUGAAAUUUGUCUGGUUUUCUUAAUGUUUGUCUGUUUUCAGUUUUUCCUUUUUUUUUCUUUUUUUUUUUUUAAUUAGUCACAAAAAUAAACUUUUUGAAAUUUGGAGAAAAAUGUCUUUACAGAAACAAAUUUCUUAUUUGAGAGACGUGUCUGAAAACAUUUCCCUGUCGUCAAACACUCCACCUAAAAUGGGCAGAAUCAUGUCAGGCCAAUUUGAGAGACAAGGUGAUGCAGAGUGGAAGUCAGAUAAACUCUUACUUGAUUAUAUAUUAAUAACCACAGAUAUUUAAAAGAGACACUUGGGUAUGUUACUGAAACAGUCUCAAAUAAAUUUCUGCUACAAUUCAAUGUAGCGGUGAGAAAAAGUAACUCCAGUAAACCGUCAACAUUGUAUCUCUCUAAAAACUGAUGAUGGAUGUUCAUAUGCAGUUUUCUCCUGAAGUUUGCUGUUAAAACAGAUGCAGCUCUGUAUAUAUAUUCACACAUACAUACAUAUAUAUAUAUGCUGAAAAAGCCUCCUCCCAGAGCUCCAGAUAGAUUAAAUCUCUCUUCUCAGAUGUACACUCUGAGCAAAGGAACCAGCAGGCCAUUUCUGUUAAACAAUCUCAUCCUCACACACUAUUUCACGGUCAUCCAAAACAUAUUUACAGAAUUCCCUUUACUUUCCAAAGGAUGCUUUGACUACCAUGUCCUGGCUGGGGUUAUUAAUUGUGUUUUAAUUCAAAACCAAAUGAAAGUACUACCAACUCAAACCCACACCAUGCUGUGCAUUCCUACACAACUGAACUGCCCUUUCACCUGGGCAUCUAACCCAGGAAACCUUUGGGAACACUGGUUGUGUUUAUCUUUUGUAACAUUUCUCACUGAAACUUGUAGAGAUGAUAAUAAUAAGGCAUCCCAUGGAGCAAAGAUUAUCUCUGUAAAAGCUUCAGACUGUUCAGCAAAUACUAAAAAAUUCAUGUUUUUUCACACUGGCAGGGAUAUGAACAACUGAUUCGCAGCAGUGGUUGCCUGUUCUUUGUUACAGCGCGACACAACUCAUCUUGGAGCCCAGAAACAAGAAUUCUGUAUUUAUCUUAGCGGGCUGACCUCUAUCACUGCCCUGCAGCAUAAAACAGCUAUUUUUGGACUCUUCCAGCCAUCUGUGCUCGCUGGAAGUGACAAGAACAGAUCCACUCCUUCUGCAAGACCUCGAUGCUAAUUUACUCUUCCUUUUUUUUUCUUCAAUUCUUUAUUUCUAUUUUUUCCCCUCAUGCGCGUUUCUAUCUUAUCUCCACGCCUCUCAUUUCAUUCCGGUCGGCCUAAGAAUUACUGCUUCUCUUUAUAAGUGCGUUAUUUCCCGUCCCCUCUCUUUAUUAAAACGAAAUCUUAGGCCGCCGUUCCCAGCCGAACAGAUGAGGAGACACCUGAGGGGACGGAACGCUUCCCCUCACGGGGAAUUCCCGCCCAGCACGGACCGCGCAUGCGCAGCAGCGCCCGGCGCAGGAAGGGCGGAAGCGUCGCCGUCCUUCCCGCCCGCGGAGCGCUGUGGCGGUGCUGCGCAUGCGCAGCUGCGAGGCGGGCGGCAGGGAAUACGCCAGGCAGGCGCUUGCGCUGAGGGGCGGCUGCGGUCAGUGCGCAUGCGCUGGGCGGCGGCGCCGAGGUUUGAAUACGGGGACGGUUGGAGCCGGCGUGAGGCGAUUCUUGAGUGGGACCCAGCUCUCCAUCAUUCCUCAGCUGAUCUCUUUUCUUGCCUAAUGAAGGAUUGGCUCUCACAUGACAAAUGAAUAAAAUUCUCCAGUCUCACCGGGGAGUCUGACAGGAUGCAGCGAAGGCAGGGCUCCAGGACCCCAAAGCAGCCUCGGCUCGUUGGCCAUAAAAGCCAAACUGAUCUCUCUGCGUGGCGAAAAGGAGGAAGAACUGACUCUGAAAAAAGUUUGCAGAAUCAUCAAUCUGCUAAUAAUGAUCAGAAACACGAUAGCCAGGAAGGGUCUCUAGAGCAAGCUUUGAGCUACUUGGAGAAAGUUCAAGACCGUGUUGCACUGAAGAAGAACCACGUUCUGCAGAAACACUUGGAUGCUGUGGAAAGCACUGCCCUAAAACAAGGGCUGCCUCCUGAAGGGUUUGAGAUACUGCUGAAUGUGGUGCUCAGUGGCAAAUUAGCUGAUACAGUGAAUACUCGUUUAUUGAAGAGCCUGAUUCCUGCCUCAGUGAUUCCAGAAAGUUCUGUGGUUACAGCUGUGUCUUGGCUCUGUGUCGGCAAAUGCUCAGGCAACAUACAGCUGUUUUUUUUAAAGUGGCUGAUCACAAUGUUUGACUUCAUUGAUCACAAGGAACAACUUAAUGCCCUCUAUGGUUUCUUCUUCUCCUUCCUGCAAGAUGAGAAGAUGUGCCCCUACAUCUGCCACCUGCUCUACCUGCUGACCAGGAAAGAAAAUGUCAAGCCUUUUCGGAUUAGGAGACUGCUUGACCUCCAAGCAAAAAUGGGAAUGCAGUCUCAUCUGCAAGCUCUGCUAUCACUUUACAAACUCUUCUGCCCAGAACAGGUGACCAUAACCCUUCCUGGGAAAAUGAAGACUUACUUCAAGAAUUCAGAGGGCCCAUGGAAAGCAGCAAUCACUGCAGUGAGACAAAGAAACCGGGGAGCCUCUCCCCUGUCCCAGGCAGUGUUUUUAGGCACAUCUCAACCUCAGUCACGAAAAAGGAAAUGGAACUCCCAGUUGGUUAUACCUGCAAGCAGUACAAACACAAAUAAUUUAGGAGAGGUUGGGGAGAAGAACCAUGUUGAUUUGUACAGUACAAACACGGCUUUUCCAGUGGAGCAGCUGCAGACCUUCCCUCAGCUCCUACAAAAUAUCCACCGUCUACAGUUUCCUUCCCAGAUGGGUUCAGUGCUAACAAACCCCUUAUUGCUUCAUUACAUGAAUUGUGUGAAAGAUGAAUCUGUUUAUCUGAGACUCUACUAUUGGAUGGGCCAGGUACUCCAGGAAGAAUGCACCUGGUGUGUGGUUGAUAACCCAAAUGAAGAAGAAUUCAAGAGCUUCCUGGAAACUGUCUACAAGGCAGAAUGUUUCUUGCAGGAGGGAUUUUCUGCCUGUGAAGAGUUCCUGUAUAAGACCCUCCCUCUCUGGGAUGGCGUCUGCUGCCGCUCAGAAAUCCUCAGACUCGUGAGCUGGAUCCCCCCCAGAAGUUUCUCUGACAUCAAGUCAUAUCUCUGUGACCCCCUGGCACAGCUCUUUUUCACAUCAUCUAUUUACUUUAAGUGCAGUGUUCUUGAGAGCCUGAAAGAGCUGUUGCAGAACUGGUUAAAUUGCAAUGUGAUUCAAGUGGAUUCAGAGUUUUCCUCUUUGAACACCACCCUCUCUGAACUGGUGAACGUGGUGGCUGAACUGGUUCACUUUGUGGGACGGAUCUCUACUGUUGCACUGCGUUUGGAAAACAAUUCCACGUUCUUGAUGUACUUCAUUAUGGAUUUCUAUGGAACUGUGUGUGACAUGUACCUGAAGUACAACCUGCCUUUGCUGAUAAUGCCUCCUGCUGGGGUUUUCUACCCAGCACUGCUCAGCAUGGAUUCUGUCAACUUGAAUCAGCUCUGCCACAUUAUGUACAGGUAUCGAGCUAACUUGGUGGCUGCAAAAGAAAAUGAGCUGAGUAAAGAGAAAGUACUGCAGUUCAAGUUCAGUAACCAGACAUACAAAGAGUACAACCAGUACAUAAUAGCCAUGGUGGGCUGUCUGUGGACAUCCAAUGCAUUCCAGAAGGAUAUUCAUCCUCAAGGUCUUUGUAUGGAUGAUAAACUGCUGUGUAAAACUGCAGUGAAGGAAUUAAAAACCAGCUUUAACAUUGUCUAUCAUCCAGCCAUGAUGGGCUACUCUAUUCAAUUCCUCCAGCAGAUUUGUCCAGAUGAUAAGACCUUCAACUUCAAAUUAAUUAAGGGGAGGAAGUGGGACUGGUACCUGGAAUAUCUCUACUCCCAAGGUUUGAAGGGGCUGAAGGUCUUUAUUGAGAGCAGCAUCAGUCGUGUUUCCCAGGCCUCUCGCAGCAAAGCAGGGAAUGUGGAAAUGUGACCCUGGGACUCACUGAAUUCUUCUGUCAUCUGGAGAAUUAGACUAGCAGACUCUAAAGGACUUCCUUCCUCAGAGGAGAGAAACAGCUCAAUUACUCUUACCUGCACUUUUGUACUGACGUCUCUCUUAUGGAAGUGAAGACAAGGGUGCUGAGGCUGACUUGCUUCUCUAACACUGAACCCCCUCUCGUCCCUGCUCAACUUCUGUGGUUUGAAGCUGGUGAACUCUGUUAUGCAACAUCCACCUUUCUCACCCUAGUGUUUCUCUGUUGGAGUAUCUGUUUUGAUCGAGAAACAAACAUUUUCCAUCUCCAAACCACCGUGAGCAGUGGUGGUUCAUUUAUAAGUAAUGUUGACCCCUGACCUGCUUUGCCUUCCUCAGCAGCAGGUAACGAGAAGCAACUUAAUCAGCCUUUCAGGGGUGCUGGGUGUGUCUUGGAUUGGAGCACUGUGAGUUUCCCAAUCCCCUGUUGUACCCUGAGUUUCCCAAUCCCCUGUUGUACCAUGUAGGACUUUUAAAAGGCUGACCAAGCUGACCUUUCUGAAAUUAAUUUUCAUUUUGAGGCUAACAGAACACUUUGUAUGCUAACUUUGGUGAUAAUGAUGUUCUUGUACAGCUGGAAGGCUUGAUGUUCAGUUGGUGGUUUAUUGAUUUGAGCACUUACACAGUGUUGCACCAGCUCACCAUUUUAUGUAUUGAUAAUAAGUGCAAAUAGAACUUUUCUUGCUGUGUUUUGAGCUCUGUAGGUGCUGUAUAUUAUUUGCAUACAUGUAUACAAUUUAUGUUCUGUAAAAUAUUUCUAAUGUGUCAUUUUGAAAAAACUCUUUCACAAAAUGGAUCUUCUCCUGUCAUUUCACUUUAAGUCUUAGUAGAAGCUGAACAGAGAUUUCCAAAAUCUGAAUGAACUUUCUUCUUCUGCUGUAAAACAAGGUUAUAACCACUUCAGAGUUGGGUUGGUUGUAACCACUUGAGAUAAUACUGAAUUUUGCAUUGUGAAUCUGUACUUUGAUUCAGUAAAGGAGUCAGUCCUGAGAGCGACUCUGGAGCCACUCAAAAUGUUUGCUUUCUUCAUGCUCUCAAAAUCAGACUGGUUGAGUACCACAGUUCUUUGAUCAAGUACCUCUGGUUAAAAUGUCUGAAGUGUUGCCCUUCUCAUCCAUCCCAAGCAGUAUAAGUGCUGCUUGGUAAUUUUU